Messenger RNA from Medioppia subpectinata, 2212 nucleotides. NCBI's taxonomy places the organism in Eukaryota, Metazoa, Arthropoda, Arachnida, Sarcoptiformes, Oppiidae. The record is from the annotation of a GenBank genome assembly.
UUGUUAAUUAUUAAUCAUUAAAUCUAAUUAUUGUAAUAAAUAAGUCAUGGUUUGCGGCCGUUUGGGUGACUUUUGGCGCAAACCAGAACUGAUCUAUGUGGAUAAAUACGCGUACACCGGAAUAUUAUUGCUCACUCAUUUAAUCUAUGCAACUAGCUCAACAACGUUUGGGCCCACAUUCGUCGAUCUACAAUUUACCGUGGACUCUUCAAUAUCUACCAUAUCACUAUUUCCUACCGUAUUCUCCGUAGGCAACACACUUGGAACUUUAUUCGGCCUGGUAUUCAAGUACGUGAAUAGACAACUCACGCUAAUAUGUCUGCUACUAUUGAUGGCAAUCACAUCGACAGUAAUCCCAUUUACACGUGAGGUUUGGCAGCUAUUCCUGUGCGCCUUCUUCUUCGGUAUGGGUGCCGGCGCUUGGAUUACGGCAUACAAUGUAUGGCUCAUUGAGAUGUGGCAGAGAAGGGCCGGCAAAGUGCUGUUCCUCUCGCAAGUGAUGUAUGGCAUCGGUUCAGUGUUGGGCCCACUUAUUGAUGGCCCCUAUGUUACCGGAGAGCCCGCACGUAACGAGACUACCGGUGCGGUCACUAUUGAUGAGCCCAUUAUCAGUGUAGAGGACCGGAGGCAUAAACUCGCCGUACCGUAUAUGAUAAGCGGUGGCAUUCAAAUUAUAUUUCCCACAAUAUUGGUUAUCAUGUUUUUCACCCGUAAAUAUCAAUACGAUAACAUCAAACGUAUGGACAGCGGGUCCGGCGACCACACGCCAGACCCGGGCUCUGGACCUAAACUAUUUGACCGGUGCUCACAAUACCGGCGUAUAGUAAUGAUCACAUUAAUAGCCACCUGUCUAUCGGCCGUAAACUCACUCGACUUGAUAUACUUUAACUUUCUAUCAGUAUAUCUACAGUACAUACCGGCGCACAUCGACGCCACCCGCGCCGCCCAAAUGGCAUCAGCGUUGGGCACAGCGUAUACUGUGGGACAGGCCGUCAACUUUUUCGUAGCCAUGAUAUUGUCCGAGAAAAUUAUGAUUGGAUAUCAUUUUUUGAUAACCAUUGUGUCGAUUGUGGGCCUGUUUUUUGUCCAACACUCCGAUACCGGGCUAUGGGUGCUUAGUAUUGCCGUGGGUUAUGGCUUUUCGCUACUCUACCCUGGUGUUUUGUCGUACACCGGGCGGUAUAUUGAGAUAACAAAUAGGCUUGGUACAAUUUUGUGGUUCUCGUGCGGUGCUGUUCAGUUUAUACCGCCGAUAAUAUUGGUCGGCCUGGUAUUCAAGUACGUGAACAGACAACUCACGCUAAUAUGUUUGUUACUAUUAAUGGGCAUAACAUCGACGGUCAUACCGUUCACACGGCAGGCCUGGCAGCUAUCUCUGUGCGCAUUACUCUUCGGUAUGGGUGCCGGCGCUUGGAUUACGGCAUACAAUGUGUGGCUCAUUGAGAUGUGGCAGAGAAGGGCCGGCAAAGUGCUGUUUCUAUCACAAGUGAUGUAUGGCAUCGGUUCAGUGAUGGCCUCCUUUAUCGAUGGACCCUAUGUUACCGGAGAGCCCGCCCGUAACGAGACUACCGGUGCGGUCAAUACGGAUGAGCCCCUUAUCAGUGUUGAGGACCGGAGGCAUAAAGUGUCCGUAUCUUAUAUGAUAAGCGGAGGCAUUCAAAUUAUAUUUCCCACAAUAUUAUUUAUCAUGUUUUUUACCCGUAAAUACCAAUAUAAUAACAUCAAACGUACGGAUAGCGGGUCGGCCGACAACUCCAACUCAGAUCCUGGCCCAGAGCUUAAACUGUUUGACCGGUGCUUACCAUACAGGCGUAUAGUUAUAAUCACAUUAAUAGCCACCUGUCUAUCGUCCGUAAACUCACUCGACUUGAUAUUUUUUAACUACCUGUCAAAAUAUCUACAGUACAUACCGGCGCACAUCAACACCACCCGCGGCGCCCAAAUGACCUUAGGGUUGGGCACAGCGUAUACUGUGGGACAAGUAGUCAACUUUUUUGUGUCCAUGAUAUUGUCGGAGAAGAUUAUGAUUGGCUAUCAUUUUCUCAUAACCAUUGUGUCGAUUGUGGGCCUAAUUUUUGUUCAUUACUCCGACACCGGAUUAAUGGUGCUUAAUAUUACCACGGGCUAUGGUUGCCGCAGCCGAUCUCCCAUUCUCGAUGUACAGCUCGAUGAUAUCGAUCCUCUGUUUGGUGGUGUACACAGUUUUUGUUGA